CUAGUAUCGGCCCCCUUUCGCUCCUUUCGUCCACGAAGAGCUAAACCAUUUUUCGUAAAAUCGAGCUCACUACAGGGAACGAAUUUUGUCGUCCGUCUGUUUCUGUGUAUCUGUAUUCGGGACCUCGCAUUUACUUUCAGGUUUCUAGUCGGAUGAGUAAACGUUCUGCCCAGCACCCGUAUUCGUCCCUUUCGAGACACCACGUACUUGGAACUACAAGCGACAUAACCGUAAAACUCGAAAAAAUGCCGCGCCUUAAGUGAUGAUGAAAAUCGUCCUGAGACAGAAGAUGCUUGUGAGUGUGGGUUUUAUGGGAGCAGAAUUUUUAUGCAUUCACCGGAUUAAAAACCGCAGUCGUUUUGUAAUAUAAUCGACCUUGUACUUCCCGAGAAAUCCUCACUCCUCCAAAGAGGUUGUAUCUCCUUGAAAUAACACAAACCGCCUAUGUCCAAUGAAUCCUAAAUCCUAAACCCUCAAUAGCAAAAAUUUUUUUUUCUCGGAAAAAAACACCAGCAACAGCUGCAAAAAAAAUGCACACCGUACCGCGGGACGCCUUACCGGAGCCGCGCGAGCGCCGGACGUUCCCGUUUGGCGGCACUCCGCUCCCGUCUCCCGCGCCCAGUGCCAUCUCGUCGUCCCGCAGCUCGAGAUCGCAGACGGCGGCGUAUAAGCAGGGCGACAAACGUAUGAAUUGCAAAUAUGUCUGGGUCUGGAAGGAUGCAACUUGUCAUGCUAAAUCCGAAUCAUGCAAAAAUCUGUGUUGCAUGAGUGGCAAAAGCUGUCCACUUUCGCCCAAAAUGGGGUGGAGUUCCUCAUGCAGGAUAGGCAUGAUAUUAGAGACCUCACAGAGUUUGUCAUGCUAGGUCCCGAAUUCCAGACCUCAUGGGUCAUGGAAAACCUGCAUGACAAGUUUACACUCUUCCAGACCCAGAAAUAUUUGUAUUUGAUAAAACCGGAGAUCCCCUACAUCCUCACCGCCGCGUAUCGAAAGGAAAAAUCCUCCCUCCCCAUCUCGAAAACGAGACUUGUAAUGCUGUAGUUGAGUACACAAGUCGACUUGUAUUGCUAGAAGGCAAAGAGGCGCAGUUGUGGCCUCGUUUGCAGGCAAUUUGUCAUGCUGCUUCCCACUUCCAGCUGCCUCCUGUCAUACUGAAGAUGCAAGCCUUUCCCACGCAACCCAGCACUACAGUCCGCAUCUUUUCCCUUCUAGCAUGACAAAGCCAAUACGUGGCCACAAAUCUGCAUCACAGAUUUCCGGUUUGAUAUGGGGAGGGGGGAUUUUUCCUUUCGAUACAGCGGGCAUUGAAAUCAUUGGCGAACCGGGACCGGCGUCGCGGGAAUACGUCCCGUCGAAGACCCCCAUCCCGAGAAUCAUGUAUCCUGUGCAAAAGUAUCGUACUCGUAUUGCAAUCAUGCGUUACAAAUCCUGUUCUUAAGGCAAAUUAGCAUUUAACAAAUUUUAUUCCUCAUGCUGUCUGAGGAAAUUUGUAAUGCAUUUAUACGAGUACGAUACUUUUGCAAUUCAUAUCGUGCGCCAAAGCCACAAACACCACCUCUACAACGCGUACAACAAUUUCGGACACUGGGUAUCAAAUGCAAUAAUCUGUCUGGGUCUGGAAAGGGGAAGUCGGAGUUUGUGAUGCUCCAUUUGGAUUCGAAAAAAGUCUGUAUUGCUUGACCAGCAAGAAGAGUCGAACUUUUGCUACGCGGACAGGGCAUCUGUCUUCGUGCGGGAUAGGCAUCAAGAAGCCCUCAGAUGAGAAUCUGUGAUGCUAGGCCAGACAUGACAGACACAAUGACUCAUGCAAAACGUGCAUUCCAAACUUGCACUCUUCCAGACCCAGACAUAUUUGCAGUUGAUACUGGGACGUCCGCAACAACAUGGACCCCUUCCUGGUGGCCGAGAACGUCCCGAAAUGGAGCACCACCAGCUACAACUACGGGUCGCACUACUACUAUGCCCUGCAAAAGUAUCGUACUCGUAGUAAUUGCAAUUAUGCAUGAGAAGUCUCUCUCUCAAGGUAAAUCAGCAUGAAAAUUUCCAUUUGUCAUGCUGAGGAGCUAAUUUGUAUUACAUCAAUGUAAUGCAAUUGAGACUACGUAGUACGUUACUUUUGCAAUCCAUAACUGCCACCCCCAGCAGAAGUUCGCCCGUGGACUGAAGAACCGCAUGCCGGUCUGGCAGUACGAUGACAGCAGAAGGUUCUGCUACUACCCGGAAGAGAAAAACAACAAGCGUGAGUACUAGGAAAAACUUUGAUCGUCGACGAGGAGACGCGGAUGCAGGGAUUGCACUUCCACUUAUGAAGAACGAAGGAAAAGUUGCACGUGCAAUUGCCCGAGAAGGUGGGCAGAAAUAAAAGUACUCUGGUGCUUGUUCUUUUACUCGCGAAGAUGGUAUCUAUGCGCCGCCCGAAAAAAUACGGUUGUUACAAUUGUUUUCCAAAGCUUGCCUCGGAACAACCACUAAUAAGGUCGAUUCGGAACAAUCCUAUGUUAUGUCAAUUCAACUUCAAUUUCUCCUAGGCCGUGUUUUAGUUUAUGAUUUGAACCAAGAAAAUGUAAAUGACCAGACACUCACUUGCUAGAACAAGCGCAAGCCACUCGAG
Messenger RNA from Amoebophrya sp. A120, 2609 nucleotides. NCBI's taxonomy places the organism in Eukaryota, Dinophyceae, Syndiniales, Amoebophryaceae. The record is from the annotation of a GenBank genome assembly.